Molecule: messenger RNA, 1087 nt
Organism: Coregonus sp. 'balchen'
Lineage: Eukaryota; Metazoa; Chordata; Actinopteri; Salmoniformes; Salmonidae
Source: the annotation of a GenBank genome assembly
AUGGACCACAUAGUUGACCCAAUAGAGGUCUUCAGUGUUGGACUGGACCAAUCAGGAGACACUUUACUCAGUGAGGAAGAAGUUAGUGAUUUCACAUGCUUGUGAAUGAUUCUGAAGUGAGCGAGCGCAGCCAAAUAACAUGUGAUCGUGCUCUUAAAAUAGAGUCAGAUGACACUUUGAGCACUGAUCCCAAAAUCUCUUCUAGUCAUCUCAUCCAAACUCCAUUUAUAGAAAUCACUAACCCCUUUCUCACCCCACUAUUACUGCAGAGUAUUCAGGGGAAUGAGGAGGAUGCAAACACUGACUCCAAUACCACAGGCGGACUGGACACAUCAGAGGUCAUUUUACUCAGCGAGGAGGAAGUUAGUGAUCGUGUGCUGCUUGUAAAUGAAGUGAGUGUCAGUAGCCAAAUGAUGUAUGAUGAUAGAACUCUCACAACAGAGCCCUGCCAAACAGAUGAGGCUUUGAGCGCUGAUCCCAAUGUCUCUGGUAGUCAACUCAACCUACCUCCAUUCUCGGAUGAAAGCCAUAAUCCUUACUCAAUCCACUCAUACUGCAGUGUUCAAGAUAUUAUAAAGGAAUCAAUGGCAACAGAACUGCUCGACUGAGGGACCUUACAGAUAAUUGUAUGUGUGUUGUACGGAGAUGAGUCAUUCAACAAUCAUGUUAAGCACUAUUAUUGUACACAGAAUCAGUCCAUUCAACUUAUGUGACUUAAGAAAAUAUUUACUCCUGAAUUUAUUUAGGCUUGCCGUAACAAAGGGGUUGAAUACUUAUUGACUCGAGAGUCUUCAGCUUUUCAUUGUUUAUUAAUUUGUAAAAAUUAAAUCAACAUAAUUCCACUUUGACAUUAUGGGGUAUUGUGUGUAGGCCAGUGACACAACAUCUAAAUGUAAUACAUUUCAAAUUCAAGCUGUAACACAACAACGUGGAAAAAGUAAAGGGGUGUGAAUCCAUUCUGAAGGCAUUGUACAUCACAAUAUUGGUUGCACAAACCCAGGUAGCAACAGUCAUGUUGGUUAAAGAAAAUAGAGAAAUUGUUGAGUUUUACCUUCCCUAUAUCAUAUUUACAGUGAUGUUCUCAUGA